AUGUUUCUUUACGCUCGACUCGUGCUGGAUUACCUUUCUACAAACGUAUUUUACAAUUACGAAGAGAUCAAAGCGUCUGUUAAUCAGCUGCCGGAUAAGAUUAGUGAUUUGUCAGUUAUCCGCCGUGUGCCCAUUAGGCACGCCAAUACUGAUGGCCCUUCCAGCUACCGACAGAUUUUGACUCAAGUGCUCAUUCAUUUGGAUCAUCGGUCUCUCAAUAGAAUCAAGUGUGUGCUUGGCUGGAUCGCAUUCGCAAAACGCCCAUUGAAAAGACUCGAAUUUUUGUCUGCCGUUACCUUUAGCGCUGGGGAUCCAAAAGUUGCCCAUCUUGCUCCACAAUACAUCCUGGAUAUCUGUGCGCCACUCAUUGAUGAAAGGCAUGAUACGACUUUGACUUUUAUUCACGCCUCGGUAAAAGAAUUUCUCCAGACUCCUACUUGCAGCCUGUCUAUUGAUGAGCAAGCAGCGCGUCAAGAGCAUGGAGUAGCUGUUAUUACUUGUCUUUUUUCCGGAUUGGACAUAUUUGACAAAUCUUACAAUAAAUUUGCGAGAUACCUUCGGGUAGUCAAGGGUGUACAUGGCCUUCACGUUUAUGCUACUGAAUAUUGGACGGAUUAUCUCUUAUCUUCCGCGAAAUACACUAGUGGGCUAGAAGGAGACUCGACAAUGUUUUCCCUAGCUUGUCAAAUGGCAGAAAAGCUCAAUCUCACAGCGGGUACAUCGACGAUCGAACACUUCGAGGCAAAAUCGAGCGUGCAUGAUGAAAUAUUAACAUGUUUGCAGAAAUAUCCAGUUCUCUAUCAGCAGGUCAGAGUGGCUUUAGGUGCCAGAUCGAUCAGGCGGUUAGAACAUGAGCUACUGCAAAUAUCGGCUGUCGAUGGAACUUCGUGUUCUUCGCCUCUUCCGCCUGUCUUAGAUGGUAUAUCAGCAAUGCUCGCAGUGUACCAAGAAACUGUUAGAUCGAUACUGGACCAAAGCGAUCAUCCGGGAAUAUCCGCAGAAGAGCUUGAAUUGUUCAAGAGCCAGUUUCGAACUUCUGCAUUCACCUGUCGGCUCAAAUCAUGUCCUCGAGCUACACUGGGGUUCGAGGAGGAAAAGUCUUGCCUUGAGCAUGAAUUGGCCCAUGUGCAAAAAGUCAGAUGCACUAAUCCAGAUUGCCAUUUUCCGCCUUUUGCAUCGGCGCAGGCUCUGAAAAAUCAUGUUAACAAGCAUCACAACUCCGCUCCCAAACCUAGAUCUAUUCGCGAUAUCCUGACAUCACGAGCAAUAAGAAGCAUUCCAGCCUGUCACAAUGAUGAACGAUACAAAAACAAGCAGAGAAUGCCUGCAAAGGUUAUAUCUCUUCCAUACAACUCCAAGACUAGGGAUGACCGAGUACAGAUAGCGCAUGAAGGCUUACGCGACGUCUCGCUCAGAAAAGGCAGUGCAGAGGGAGGGAAAAGAGCUAGUCACCUUCUUGCGGAUGAUGCCAAUCAGCAGCAGCAUCGACUAGCCCAGCACGAGCGAGUCGGUAAUAGGAUUGGGCGUAUUAAAAGAUCUUUGGGCGAUGAUUCAGACGAAGCCUCAGACGACGACCAGGACGAAGGUUUGAAUGUGAGUUUGUAUAGUAUCAUAACAAACUUCAUGGCACUGCCACACCACCCAUUAUUCCAGACAAUAAGUAUGCCAUCAACGUUCAAAACGUGGCAAGACUUCUGGACAUGGAUGAAUUCAAGCCCGGAAAUUACAAAACAUGUCGAAUCCUUUGCUUAUAUUCAAUAUCGACAAUUCAAGCGAAAACUACAGGUGGAGAAAGUCUUUUCUCCCGGGCAGUCACUUUUUGUGGUGCCGAAACUAGAAAUUGAACACCUUCGAAAAUAUGCACUCUGGCGAAAUGAGUCAGACGACACAAUCGCUAAGGCGAUUAUCCAAACAAAGGGAAUUGUUUGGAAGAAAAUGCAAGAGGAUGAGCUACAGUCGUGGGGCAAAAGUCUGGAAACACCCGCCCUACCGUCCGCAGGAACAAUUUCGUUAUAA
Messenger RNA from Trichoderma gamsii, 2016 nucleotides. Its product is annotated as NACHT domain-containing protein. The transcript has 3 exons. Bases 1 to 2016 code for a protein of 671 amino acids. The record is from RefSeq and is a predicted model, not a curated record. NCBI's taxonomy places the organism in Eukaryota, Fungi, Ascomycota, Sordariomycetes, Hypocreales, Hypocreaceae.